AUGACGUCGUGCCUCAGCUGGCUGCAGGCGCCCCGGUUCAGGAGAAGCACAACCAUCUUGUCCGCGCUGAUUCUCACCAUCGUCACCAUCGUGCUGCUGGUCAAUCCUGCGUCAGAUCUGAAAGCUAUUGGGCAUUCGAAGCUAGUGUCUGAGGCGUCGGGGACCGGAUACCCUCGCUGCAGCGACCGCACAGAUGCCAACAUCACCUACCCGUUGGAAUCAUGGCGGGAGGCAGCUGAAACCAAGUUUGGCGGGCUGAUGGAUGACAAGUUUACAAUUGCCAUGUCAACGUUCCAUCGCCCGAGGGAACUCCAUCGAACCCUCAACACUCUUCUAUCCACCAAGAUCCCGUCGCUGCACGAAAUCGUCGUCAUUUGGAACAACUUUGAUGAAAAAGAGCCCGACAGCUUCGUUUCCGAGUACGGUGUCGUUGUGCGGUACCGCAAGCCAACCCGCGAUAGUCUAAACGAGAAGCUUUGGCCCGAUCCCAAAUACAAGACCAAGGCCAUUCUCCUUUCAGACGACGACGUCUACUACCGGCCCGACGAUCUCGAAUUCGUUUUCCAGAUGUGGCGAAACUUUGGCAGGGACAGAAUGACCGGCGCUCUGGCGCGCUGCGCUUCGGCUCUUCCCUCUGGCCAAUGGGACUACAACUUUUGCUCCCAAAAGGAACACCAAGAUGUCUAUGCUCUCAUCUUGACCAAUUUAGCAUUCACACACAUAGCAUUUCUCGACUAUUACUUUUCCGAUGACCCUGCCGCCACCAAGAUCCGCAAUUAUGUCGAUGAAGCCUUCAACUGCGAGGACAUUGGCCUCAACUUUGUUGCCUCAAUGUUGACUGGCUCAGGGCCUCUUUUAGUCCGCGCGAGCGGUCAGUAUGUCAACCUGGACCCUUCAGGGGGAAUCAGCAGACAUCCAGGCCACAUGGAAGCGCGCAGCAAGUGUCUCAACGUGUUUGCCGACGCCUUUGGGUGCAUGCCGCUAGUCGACGAGGUGGGACGGAUAGAACACGGGGUAAAACACAAUGUAUGGUACAAAUCCGUGUGGAAUCGGAUUUUCGGAUAG
This is a messenger RNA of Trichoderma harzianum CBS 226.95, 1065 nucleotides long. Its product is annotated as glycosyltransferase family 64 protein. Gene Ontology annotation, molecular function: glycosyltransferase activity. The record is from RefSeq and is a predicted model, not a curated record. Lineage: Eukaryota; Fungi; Ascomycota; Sordariomycetes; Hypocreales; Hypocreaceae. The transcript is spliced from 2 exons. Gene Ontology annotation, cellular component: membrane. The coding region runs from base 1 to 1065 and encodes 354 amino acids.